GCCGUUGCCACACCUGAUUGCUAAGUACUCUAGUGCGAAGUGCUGCUUUGCUUUUCCAGGUUGUCUAAAUCUCCGGUGACAGUUACUAUGUCUUACGGGUACGGUCAGGGUCAGCCCGGUGCUGCAAGUUACAGCGGAGGGUAUGGUGGUGCACCUGGAGCCCCUGGUCCUCAACAGGAUCCCCUCUUUGGCUUUUUCUCUUCUGUGGCUGGCCAGGAUGGCCAAAUAGAUGCAGAGGAGCUACAGAAAUGCCUUACUCAAGCAAAUUUUACUGGUACCUCCAAACCUUUCAACCUGGAAACGUGCAGGCUAAUGAUAUCCAUGUUGGAUCGAGAUAUGACUGGUACAAUGGGUUUCAAUGAGUUCAAGGAGCUGUGUAAUGUAAUAAAUGCUUGGCGAGGUAACUUUAUGAGCAUGGACAAAGACAGGAGUGGUACUGUAGAUGCCCAGGAAAUGCAGCAGGCCAUCACUUUAAUGGGCUUCCGAUUAAGUCCUCAAGCAAUGAAUAUCAUAGUGAAAAGAUAUAGCCUUAAUGGAAAGAUUGGUUUUGAUGAUUAUAUGGCUUGUUGUAUAAGACUUCGGACCUUGACAGAUUCAUUUAGAAAACGAGACCAAGCUCAACAAGGAACGGCCAGUUUUUCAUAUGAUGACUUUAUCCAGUGUACCAUGAGUUCUUAAAGAAGACUUCAAGAACAUUUUAAAUCUACAAAUUCCUUCAUCAGUUUGCAAAAGGAUCAUGUUUUGUAAAAUGAUUUGCAUUUGUCAAUUUUUUUACAUGUUUUUUUGUAUCCGUUAAAUAAAUGAUUGGCUCUUAUUUGCUAAUUCUA
Molecule: messenger RNA, 827 nt
Organism: Polypterus senegalus (gray bichir)
Lineage: Eukaryota; Metazoa; Chordata; Cladistia; Polypteriformes; Polypteridae
Gene: sri
Product: sorcin
Exons: 8
Coding region: 88-678 (196 amino acids)
Molecular function (GO): calcium ion binding
Source: RefSeq, a predicted model, not a curated record